AUGGAAAUCACGAAAUUCUAUGAUAUUUUCGAGUACAUUAUGAUGAUUUUCCACACUUCAUACCUAUUUCUCCUCUUCAUCAUCUUCACUACAUUCUUAUGUCCCUUUUCAAGUUAUGAUAUCUCAACCAAAUACUCAUCCAUAUUGGGUCCGAACCUUGAUAAGCUUCCUACUCAAGAUAAAACUAUAAAACUAUUCCAACAAUGGAUGAAAGACCAUGGAAGGGUCUACAAAGACCUAAAAGAAAUGACAAAAAAAUUUGACAUUUUUCUAUCAAACUUAAAGUAUAUCACAGAAACUAAUGCUAAGAGAAAGUCACCCCAUGAUUUUUUUCUUGGUCUUAACAACUUUUCUGAUUGGAACUCCCAAGAAUUCCAAGAAAAAUACUUACAUGACAUUGAUAUGUCCAUGAACAAUGACAUGGUGAAUGUGAAUGGUGUUCGCGACUUAUCAUCAUGUAGUGAUGCGCCUUCAUCCUUGGAUUGGAAUUCAAAAGGAGCUGUAACAACGGUAAAAAAUCAAAAUACUUGUGGGAGUUGUUGGGCAUUCGCAGCUGUAGGCGCCAUUGAAGGAUUAAAUGCAAUACAGACAGGGAAACUUAUCGACUUUUCAGAACAACAGGUUUUGGAUUGUACCGUAAGUGAAGGUUGCAUUAGUGGAUGGGUGAACAAAGCCUUUGAUUGGAUUAUUAGCAACCAGGGGAUUGCAUCGGCAAAUGAUUAUUCAUAUACAUCAAGCAAGGGUGAUUGCAAAGCCUCACAGAUUCAAAACAAUGCAGAUAGUACCAUUAGUGCAUAUUAUCACGUGGAGGAAUCAGACAAUGGACUAUUGUGUGCAGUUGCUAAGCAACCUAUUAGUGUGUGUCUUUAUGCACCCGAUGACUUUCAUCAAUAUUCACACGGAAUAUUUGAUGGACCAAAUUGUCCUGUGGAUUCUAAAGAUACAAAUCAUUGCUUGUUAAUAGUGGGUUAUGACUCUAUAGACGGUGUAGAUUAUUGGAUUUUGAAAAACUCAUGGGGCACGUCGUGGGGUAUGAACGGUUAUAUGUGGAUGAGAAGAAACACUGAUAAAAUGUAUGGGGUUUGUGCAGUUAAUUCAUGGGCUUAUAAUCCAGUUAAAUAG
Molecule: messenger RNA, 1122 nt
Organism: Trifolium pratense (red clover)
Lineage: Eukaryota; Viridiplantae; Streptophyta; Magnoliopsida; Fabales; Fabaceae
Product: ervatamin-B-like
Exons: 4
Coding region: 1-1122 (373 amino acids)
Cellular component (GO): lysosome
Molecular function (GO): cysteine-type endopeptidase activity
Source: RefSeq, a predicted model, not a curated record